AGACGUUUAUUCUCGCUCUCCUUUGACCAAGAUGGCGUGGCUAACAAUUAUCGUUUACCUAAGUUUAUUUGUUUCAUCUAAUGGCGUGUUGGAUGACUUACCAAAUCUAUAUGACGUUGCUGCUAAUCUAGGAUGUGAUCGAUUCCUGAAAUUGACAGAAGAUGCGGGAAUGGCGGGUAUUUUAAACGGAACAGGGCCAAUGACAGUGUUUGCUCCAACGAAUAAUGCCAUUCAAUCUUUACCCCGGGAUGUUCUAGCCAGACUGUCCUCCGAUAAAGAUUUAUUAAAAGCAGUAUUAAGCUACCAUUUUACAACUGAUGUUUUUAAUUCAACCACAUCUAUAAAUGAAAUGUUAAUACCGUCCGAACAAGGGGCUAAUAUACGUAUUAACGCUUAUCCACAACAAAAUGACAUCGUCAUCACAGCUUCUGGUGGUGAGAUUAUUUUAAAGAAUGUUCAAGCUAAAAAUGGCGUUCUACAAGUUAUUUCAAAAGUGAUGUUUCCGCUACCUAAUGGUACUAUUUUCGAACUGGUAAACAAUGAUUUGCAUCUAAGUACACUGUUCUUAACUAUCAUUAAAGCUAGUCUGGGUUGGACAUUAUCAGCAGAUCCACCAUUAACCUUACUGGCACCAACAGAUGGUGCGUUCUCUAACUUACCUGCAGGAACUCUGACCACUUUAUUAAACGAUAUUCCAAAACUAACAGAUUUAUUAUUAUUCCAUGUGGUUGGAGGAACUUAUUACAGCGCUGGAUUAGUUAAUAAUACAUCUGUGACGGCUUUAAAUAAGGGUACAUUAAAUAUCAAAAUUUCACCAGAAAAUAAUAUUUUUGUAAAUGAUGCUAUGGUAACUACAGCAGAUGUGAGUGUUACUAAUGGCGUGGUACAUUACAUUGAUAAAGUUCUUAUUCCCCCAUCAUUCUACCACUAAUACAUAUUGCAUUUGACAAGACUCUCUCAACUUGCAAUUUUCAGAAACUGUAGGUGACAUAUUAAAGAUCAUACUGAUUUAAAAUGUCAUAUCGUUUUCAUAAUAAAGAAUA
Molecule: messenger RNA, 1043 nt
Organism: Patella vulgata (common limpet)
Lineage: Eukaryota; Metazoa; Mollusca; Gastropoda; Patellidae
Product: transforming growth factor-beta-induced protein ig-h3
Exons: 6
Coding region: 32-931 (299 amino acids)
Biological process (GO): extracellular matrix organization; cell adhesion
Cellular component (GO): extracellular matrix
Molecular function (GO): cell adhesion molecule binding
Source: RefSeq, a predicted model, not a curated record